GUUACAGACGCAACGAUAUCCAAUUGAAAACACAAUGACUACGCCGAAGAAAGUGUGCAUCGUUGGCUCUGGCAACUGGGGCUCAGCCAUCGCUAAAAUCGUAGGACUUAAUGCAGCACGGAACGCAAAAUUUGAUUCUGUGGUGAAUAUGUGGGUGUUCGAGGAGAUGGUCAAUGGAAAGAAACUAACAGAGAUCAUAAACACAGAACAUGAAAACGUGAAAUAUCUUCCAGGACGAAAACUGCCUGAGAAUGUGGUGGCUGUGGCAGAUGUGACAGAGGCUGUGAGUGGUGCUGACAUUCUGCUGUUUGUGAUUCCACAUCAGUUCAUCGGUCGAGUGUGUGACACCAUACAGGGGAAAAUCAAACAAGAUGCAGUGGGGAUGUCACUUAUCAAGGGGGUUGAUGAAGGUCCAGAUGGGCUGAAGCUGAUAUCUGAGGUGAUAAAGGAAAAGCUGGGUAUCAGCAUGAGUGUUCUGAUGGGAGCCAACAUUGCCAAUGAAGUGGCAGAUGAGAAAUUCUGUGAGACAACUAUAGGCUGUAAGGACAAGACUCAGGGAACACUGCUGAAAGAACUGAUGCAGACCGAUCACUUUCGUGUCACGGUGGUCGAGGAGGCUGAUGUAGUGGAGAUUUGUGGUGCCCUGAAGAACAUCGUGGCGGUAGGGGCAGGUUUUUGCGAUGGCUUGGGCUACGGUGACAACACAAAAGCUGCGGUUAUCCGACUCGGGCUGAUGGAGAUGAUCGCCUUCGCCCGGCUCUUCUGCACUGCCGGCCCCGUUUCCCCCGCAACCUUCCUGGAGAGCUGCGGCGUGGCCGACCUCAUCACCACGUGCUACGGAGGACGCAAUCGCAAGGUAGCCGAAGCCUUCGCCAAAACCGGAAAGUCUCUAGAAGAGUUGGAGAAGGAGAUGCUGAAUGGUCAGAAGCUCCAGGGUCCAGCCACAGCCACUGAAGUCCACCUCAUCCUGAAACACAGAAACCUCCUGGACAAGUUUCCUCUCUUUAAUGCAGUGUACAAAAUCUGUUAUCAAGGUCAUCCAGUAACUGAGUUCAUUGAUUGCUUAAAGAACCAUCCAGAACACAUGUGAGGGGAGCAGCUGCCUGAGAUGUGUGUGUGUGU
Messenger RNA from Chanos chanos (milkfish), 1122 nucleotides. RefSeq names its product glycerol-3-phosphate dehydrogenase 1a (gene gpd1a). Bases 35 to 1090 code for a protein of 351 amino acids. The record is from RefSeq and is a predicted model, not a curated record. Gene Ontology annotation, cellular component: cytosol. Gene Ontology annotation, biological process: glycerol-3-phosphate catabolic process; carbohydrate metabolic process. Lineage: Eukaryota; Metazoa; Chordata; Actinopteri; Gonorynchiformes; Chanidae. Gene Ontology annotation, molecular function: NAD binding; glycerol-3-phosphate dehydrogenase [NAD(P)+] activity; protein homodimerization activity. The transcript is spliced from 8 exons.